AGCGACACUAGCAUGUUUUGGGUUUUGGCCUGUUUACUGCACUGAUUGCACUGCAGGACAUAGACUGAAAUAUUUAUUUACGUGUAAAAUAAGUUAACCUUUUUCACCUGUCCAAGAAAAAUUUCUACGGCUCCGAUUUAUCCUAACCUAAAUUUCGGAGAUGGCAGAAGGUUACGGACGAGACACACCUCCGAUAUAUUCAGGAAGUAACGAAGAACCUCGAUCAGCUGGGCAACCUUUAUCCGAUUUUCUACUGCAACUUGAAGAUUAUACUCCGACUGUUCCAGAUGCGAUCAGUGCUCACUAUCUCCACACAGCUGGUUUCAACACAACUGAUCCAAGAAUUGUCAGGCUAGUUUCGCUAGCGGCUCAAAAGUUCAUCUCUGAAAUAGCUAAUGAUGCAUUACAGCACUGUAAGACGAGAGGGGCAAAUCAGAAUACUAAAACGAAAGGAAAGGAUCGUCGCUAUACGUUAACAAUGGAAGACUUGACACCGGCUGUUGCUGAAUAUGGCAUAGUGGUCAAGAAGCCCCACUACUUUGUCUGAUUUAAAAUAAUGAGUCUCCCCUUUGUUGGAGAGAAGAAUAAUUCUAUUGUAUUUGAACGACGCCACAAAGCUGUGGAUAGAUGAAGCUUUUUCUAAAAAAAUCCUUUCAUGCAGUUUACCUAUGCUCCAAUUAUUUACUCACAAAUAUUCGGUUGCACAGAUCUGGAAAGAACAACUUUUCAUCGUUAUUGGUUCUUGUAACGACGUUAAAAUGCCUUCGAAUAAACUGUCCUAAAAUA
Molecule: messenger RNA, 786 nt
Organism: Diprion similis
Lineage: Eukaryota; Metazoa; Arthropoda; Insecta; Hymenoptera; Diprionidae
Product: transcription initiation factor TFIID subunit 10-like
Exons: 4
Coding region: 161-547 (128 amino acids)
Biological process (GO): transcription initiation at RNA polymerase II promoter
Cellular component (GO): transcription factor TFIID complex; nucleus; SAGA complex
Molecular function (GO): RNA polymerase II general transcription initiation factor activity; promoter-specific chromatin binding
Source: RefSeq, a predicted model, not a curated record